Messenger RNA from Theileria parva strain Muguga, 1466 nucleotides. Its product is annotated as haloacid dehalogenase-like hydrolase family protein. The transcript has 2 exons. Gene Ontology annotation, cellular component: cytosol. The coding region runs from base 177 to 1448 and encodes 423 amino acids. The record is from RefSeq and is a predicted model, not a curated record. Gene Ontology annotation, molecular function: magnesium ion binding; phosphatase activity. NCBI's taxonomy places the organism in Eukaryota, Apicomplexa, Aconoidasida, Piroplasmida, Theileriidae.
AAUUUGUGAAAAUUUGAGAAUCUGAACCCACGGAUCUCAAAAUAAUUUAUCCUCUGUAAUAUAUCAAAUUUCAUAAUUAUUUUAUUAUUAAUUUAAUCCCUUGUAAUAUAUUAAAAUUAUUAUUUUAUUUUUGUUAAAUUUGUAGAAUUUGUAGAUUUUGUAGAAUUUGUGGAAGAAUGGACUUGAACAUAUCUGCCGCGGAGAGAACAAAAUUCUUCAACUGUUCAAAACACUUUUGGUCUAAUGUGCCAAUGGAGAUUUACUUCUCCAACGAGAAAAAUAAACUUUUAACCAUCCGCGACGGUGAGACUACCGUCUGGACCAGCGCUCACGGCAGCUACUGUAAAUUCCUCUACGCCUACGGUAACUCCAAGGAAAUUACCCUUCUACAACUCAUCACACUACAAAAUCACUCCCAUCAACGGCUCUACUACUGUAAACUCAACAAAGUUAGUGGCAACAGUGGGGACAAAGUUAACAAUGGGGACACUGACAAUGGGAACACUGAUAAGGUGUGGUUGGAGGUGGACAGGGAUGUGUUGUUUGAGGAGAUGAGUGUGUUGAGUGAGGGAUUGCCGAGUAACGAGAGUGAGAUGGAGCGUUGGACUGCAGAGUCGAACUUUCACAAUUUUGUACCAAAGGAGAAGCCGAAAUACUUUGCCGUAGACCUGGAUCGCACUUUCCUCAUACACAACUCAAAGAAAAUGAUUGAAAACGUUAAAUCAUUCGAACAUCUAAGAGAAAAUAACUUUGUACCAUUUUUUUGUACAGGCCGUUCGUAUCAAUGUGCGUUUGAUGGUUUUAAUGAGAUAAUGUCACAGUAUUCCACGUACAACGGAUACCCCGGCGUAUACAACAACGGCGCCAUGGUAUUUGACUCCCACGGCAACAUUAUCCACUCCAACACCUUCUCUCACGAGUACAUGGAAAAAUUAGUUCAAUACAUUGUGGAGAACAAUUUGGAGGAGUAUUUCCUGUUCCAUGACGUGGACGACUUUUACUGCCUCAAAGACCCGCUCUUUUUAACCAGUAAACUGUUCCUCUUUUACGAAUUUCUCAAUCCCAAGGUUAUCUCACCUUCUGAACUCGUGAGUAAAUCAAUUGUUAUGACGUAUUUUGGCAAGUAUUUGGUGGAGUUUGGUCCGUUUGUGAAUGGUGUGGACCACAUUGGGAAGUUUACGCUUUAUGAAUUAUUUGCCGAAAUCGUACCGCCAGGCACUUCCAAGUGCUCCGGCGUCAAACACAUAAUGCAGCACUAUAAUCUUAGUAGUAAAGAAUUAUACUUUGUGGGCGAUGGCGAGAAUGACGUGGAGAUAAUGCAAAUGCUGGAGAACUCAUUCGCAGUGUUAAAUGCGCCAGAUAGAGUCAAGAAAUUCGCCAAGUUUACAUUACCCAAGACACACGACAAUAACGCAGUCAAACUACUCUUCAACACCAUUUACCAUUAAUUUUUUCAUACCGUGUAA